Molecule: messenger RNA, 4880 nt
Organism: Amphiprion ocellaris (clown anemonefish)
Lineage: Eukaryota; Metazoa; Chordata; Actinopteri; Pomacentridae
Product: serine/threonine-protein phosphatase 6 regulatory ankyrin repeat subunit B
Exons: 28
Coding region: 449-3661 (1070 amino acids)
Cellular component (GO): cytoplasm
Molecular function (GO): protein binding
Source: RefSeq, a predicted model, not a curated record
CUUCUGCAUCAGCCGCUCCAGCACCGACUUCCUGUCAGACCUGCAGCCUUCAGCCGCUGCCUCUGCACCGGGCAGCAGGAGGCUCGUGUCGGCGGCUCGGAGGGACGUCUGGAGCUCCAGCAGCAGCAGAACCAGAAGCGGAACCAGCGGCCGUAGAUGAGGAUAGCUCGCCCCGGAAGCUCCAGCCGUUCCUGCUCCGCCUCCCCGCCUCUCCGAGCGGCCGCCGCGGCUCCGCAGCGCCGCAGAUAGCGUCAGUGGAGCGGGGCUGCCGGCCCUGAUGCUCGGCCCGGCCUGCACCGCCACCCGCCGCCCGAGCGCCCUAUAGGGACCCGCAGAGCCGCCACAUCCAGCCGGCCCGAGGCCCGCAGGAAGGCCGGAGAAAGGAGCGGCGGAGCGCAGUACCGACCCGCAGGGAGCCGCAGCCGGAGGUGGAUGAUCCGCCCCGGAGAUGGCUGUUCUCAAGCUGGCGGAGCAGCCUCCUCUCGUCCAGGCCAUCUUCAGUGGAGACCCAGAGGAGAUCCGGAUGUUGAUCUACAAGUCUGAGGACAUCAACGCUCUGGAUUCAGAAAAACGAACUCCGCUCCAUGCAGCUGCCUUCCUGGGAGAUGCUGAGAUCACCGAGCUGCUCAUCCUGUCUGGAGCUCGAGUCAACGCCAAAGACAACAUGUGGCUCACACCUCUACACAGAGCUGUAGCUUCACGGAGUGAGGAGGCCGUCCGGGUUCUGAUCCGUCACUCAGCUGAUGUAAACGCUCGUGAUAAGAACUGGCAGACGCCGCUGCACGUAGCAGCAGCCAAUAACGCGCUGCGAUGCGCUGAGGUCAUCAUCCCCCUGCUCAGCAGCGUCAACGUGUCGGACCGCGGUGGCAGAACCGCUCUGCACCACGCUGCCCUCAACGGGCACACCGAGAUGGUGAAUCUGCUGCUGGCUAAAGGAGCCAACAUCAACGCCUUCGAUAAGAAGGAUGGCCGGGCGCUGCACUGGGCCGCGUUCAUGGGUCACCUGGACGUGGUGUGUCUGCUGGUCAGUCAGGGAGCAGAGAUCAGCUGUAAGGAUAAACGAGGAUACACUCCUCUGCACACGGCGGCGUCCAGCGGACAGAUCGCUGUGGUCAAACACCUGCUGAACCUGGCUGUGGAGAUCGAUGAGGCCAAUGCGUUCGGGAACACGGCGCUUCACGUGGCUUGUUUCAACGGUCAGGACGCCGUCGUCAGCGAGCUCAUCGAUUACGGCGCCAACGUCAGCCAGCCCAACAACAAGGGCUUCACGCCGCUGCACUUCGCCGCCGCCUCCACCCACGGAGCUCUUUGUCUGGAGUUCCUGGUCAACAACGGCGCCGACGUCAACGUACAGAGUCGUGACGGUAAAAGUCCUCUUCACAUGACGGCGGUUCACGGACGCUUCACUCGUUCUCAGACGCUCAUCCAGAACGGUGGGGAGAUCGACAGCGUGGAUAAGGAUGGAAACACUCCUCUGCACAUCGCUGCUCGUUACGGCCACGAGCUGCUCAUCAACACCCUCAUCACCAGCGGAGCCGACUGCACCAGGAGAGGAGUCCACGGCAUGUUUCCUCUGCACCUGGCCGCCCUGAACGCUCACUCUGACUGCUGCAGGAAGCUGCUGUCCUCAGGUUGGAGGUUUAGCAUAACGUGUUCUGACUCAGUCCUGUCUGCAGGCUUCCAGAUCGACACUCCAGACAGUCUGGGGAGGACCUGCCUCCACGCCGCCGCCGCCGGAGGUAAUGUGGAGUGUGUUAAGCUGCUCCUGAGCAGUGGAGGUGAACACAACCGGAGAGACAACUGUGGCAGGACUCCUCUCCACUAUGCAGCUGCCAGUCGACAUUUCCAGUGUUUGGAGACUCUGGUAGCUUGUGGUACUGCUAUUAACGCCACUGACCAAUGGGGGCGCUCUGCUCUGCACUACGCUGCUGCCUCCGACCUGGACAGGAGACGUCGUGUUGCUCUGGAGCCGGAGAGCGACGGAGUUCAAGCUGAGAGGGAGAAGGAGGCGGCGCUAUGUCUGGACUUCCUGCUUCAAAGUGGAGCGACAGCAUCUCUGAAGGACAAACAGGGUUACAGUCCAGUUCAUUACGCUGCAGCGUACGGACACCGACACUGUCUGGAGCUGCUGCUGGACAGAGACGACGGUCACCAAGACGACCCGGAAUCUCCCAAUGCCAGGAGUCCUCUGCACCUCGCCGCGUAUCACGGCCACGCCCAGGCCCUGGAGGUCCUGCUGCAGGGCCGGGGGGAGGUGGACCAGGGGGAUGAGGCCGGCCGGACCCCCCUGGCUCUGGCUGCUCUGAGGGGACACACCGACUGCGUUCACACCCUCCUCCACCAGGGGGCGUCGCCGCGCUGCAACGACCGGCAGCACGGACGCACACCUGUACACCUGGCAGUGAUGAAUGGUCAUACGACGUGUGUUCGCCUCCUGCUGGACGAAUCAGACGCUGCAGAUCUAGUGGAUGCUGCCGACUCUCAGGGACAGACUCCUCUGAUGCUGGCGGUGGCCGGCGGCCAUGUUGACGCCGUCUCGCUGCUGCUGGAGAGAGAAGCUAACGUCAACAUGGCCGACAGCCAUGGACUGACGGCACUGCACCUCGGGCUGCUGUGUGGUCAGGAGGAGUGUAUCCAGUGUCUGCUGGAGCAGGAGGCUUCGGUUCUUCUGGGAGACUCUCGUGGUCGGACCUCCAUCCACCUGGCAGCGGCCCGAGGCCACGCCUCCUGGCUGAGCGAGCUGCUGAGCAUCGCCUGCUCCGAACCGCCGUCGCUGCCACCACUGAGGGACCAGAGAGGGUACACCCCACUGCACUGGGCCUGCUACUACGGUCAUGAAGGUUGUGUGGAGGUUCUCCUGGAGCAGAAAGGCUGCCGAUGCAUCGAUGGAAACCCCUUCACCCCUCUGCACUGCGCUGUGGUCAAUGAUCAUGAACCGUGUGCGGCGCUGCUGCUGGAAGCCAUGGGGUCGGACAUCACCAGCUGUAGAGACUCCAAGGGAAGAACUCCUCUUCACGCUGCAGCGUUCUCGGGUCACGUGGACUGUGUCCAGCUGCUGCUCUCGCAUGAUGCACCUGGAGACACCGUGGACGAAUCGGGUCGCACAGCUCUGAUGAUGGCGGCAGAGAAAGGACGAGUGGCGGCUCUGGAGGUUCUGCUGAGCGGCGCCGACCUCAGUCUGACCGAUAAGGAUGGAAACACGGCGCUGCACUUGGCCUGCAGUAAUGGGAGAGAAGACUGUGUGAUGUUGAUUCUGGAGAAAUUCUCAGAUUCUUCGCUUAUAAACGCCACAAACGCAGCGCUGCAGACUCCUCUGCACCUGGCAGCUCGCAGCGGUUUGAAGCAGGCGGUUCAGGAGCUUCUGUCCAGAGGAGCAAACAUCCAGACGGUGGAUGAAAACGGUCUGACUCCUGCUCUGGCUUGUGCUCCGAGCAGAGAGGUGGCCGACUGUCUGGCUCUGAUUCUGGCCUCCAUGAUGCCUUUGUGCUCCCCUUGCAGCUCCGGGGCUCCGUCCCCAGGCGCCCUGCUGAGACAGCUGCCCCGCCGGGGGAGCAAAGGGCCGGCCAGCGGCCCCCGGGGGCCCCGCGGCCCCAGCAACCCCUCGGGACCCUCCAGCGAGGGAACCACCGAGAACGACUCGGAGGACUCGGAAACCUUCUGACCGAGUCUCCGGCCUCCUACCUCCGGCUGUGCACCUGAACGCAUCACCUGCUGACCAGAUGGAGGCAGCUACGGUGCCCCAGGAGGGUCAAUAUUCAGAAUGUCACGAGUUCUAACAGGAAAAACACAGAAAUACUCCAUCUGUGAAGUAGAAAAACUGUUAAUAUAUCAGUUUAUCCUUAUUUUCAUAAAUAUUCUCAGUGACUUCUAAACUAUCAGCUCUAAAUAAAUAGAAACAAUAAUGAAGAUUUACUGAUUAGAGCUGACAGGAUUCACCAAUUUAAUCACUAAACUGUCAAAUAUUAAAUUAGUCAUGAACUGUUUAAUAAUCUAUUGAUCAGGUUGAAUCAUUAAAGUGUUCAGGAGGAAUAAUAAUAAUUCAGAUUUCAUCUUCAGUGUGAAUAUUUUCUGACUUCUUUCCUCUGACAGUAAAAUCCAGGAAAUAAAUGAACUGAGUCAAGGAAUUAUUAAUGGUAGCUCAACAUUAAGGAUGCUAACUAGCUAACCAGCUAAUUAGCUAACCAGCUAACUAGCUAACCAGUAGCAGGUUGAAUAGUUCAAACAGCAGCUCAUAAACAGUUGGACCUGAAACCAGUGAAUAUUUAGUUUAAUCUUCAGUUUGAAGAACAUUAAAUUAUUUUCUCACAAAAUACAAAAAAUCCUGAAACUGUCGUCAGGAUUCGAUGUUUAACAGCAAACAUCAGACGUGUUUGCUUUUAAAAGUUCAGAUUAUCUGAUUGAUCAGUAGCUAAUCAAUAAAUGACAGCAGCUCUAACAGGAAACAGAAAGUAGCAGAAGAAACUACAAUAUAAGAUAAAAAUUGGAAACAGAAUUAUACUGAAGCCUAGUCAGUCUGAAAAUGACUGAGUUUGUUUUAAACAAUUAAUAAAUAAAGUAUUGAUUAGUUAAAUAUUGAUCCUCUGGGGCUCCGCCUGCUGGAUCUGGAUCUGGAUCUGAGGACCACCAAGUGAUUCAACCUCCAGGGACUGAACAGCUGCAACCUGCUGCUGCAUGAAGAAGAACUCAACCCACACCAGUUCUGGUUCUGGUCCUGGCCCUAGUUCUGGUCUGGGUCUACAUGCUAGUGUUGGGUCCCCCCAGCUGGUCCUUCUUGGGUGCUAACCUCCACACCUCGGUUCUUUGGUUCUUCUGAGACUCUUUUUAAAGCCAUUUUUAACUGUUUGUACAAAAUGAAGUAGAAGAUUCUGAGUACUUUUAAA